UCACCUGACCACAUAAUGUCCCAAGGCCCCAGCUUCCCCCAUUUUCUGACCAACCAUGAAAACAGCACCAAGAGGCUGAUGCAGGAAGCAGAAAAGUGCCAAGAAAAGCAGAAGAGAGAGAGAGAGAGGGUGCGUGGAUCCUGCAUGAGGAGGCUCCAGCCUCUGGACGCACCGCAGCUGGAGAGCUCCCCCCGGGGUCUGGCCAUGCGGCUGCUGGCGGCUCUGCUGCUUCUCUGGGUCCCAGGCUCUUUGUGUCUGAGCGGCCCCAGCACUGUGACGGGCGCCGUGGGGGGAGCCCUGAGUGUGCAGUGUCGGUACCAGGAGGAAUACAAGGAGUUUGACAAAUACUGGUGCAGACAACCCUGCUCGCUAAUUUGGCACCAGGCUGUGGAGACCAGAGGAGCCAAUGUGGAGGUGAGGAGCGGCCGAGUGUCCAUCGUGGACCGUCCCGAGGACCUCACCUUCACCGUGACCUUGGAGAACCUCACUGCACAGGAUGCAGGAAAAUACAGGUGUGGGGUUGCCACGAUCCUGCAGGAAGAAGGACUCCUUGGCUUCCUGCCUGAUCCCUUUUUCCAGGUUCAGGUGAUUGUUCCCCCAGCCUCCAGCAGCAAUAGCUCUACGGGGAUGCCUGAGCCACUCAGCCGACAGCGAGGGUCCCAGCUCAGCAGCAUCCACUUCCUGCUCCUGGUCUUCCUGAAGGUGCCCCUGCUCCUGGGCAUGCUCAGUGCUGUCCUCUGGGUCCACAGGCCUCACGGAGCAAUUUGUGGGGAGACACAGCCAGCCUGACCAAGACGACCUUCAGCUCCUCCCUUGCCCGGCACCGUCCUGCUCAGAGAACCAGCCACUCGGACUAGAGAAGAAGGAACACCUGAUCCUGAACCUCAUGUCUCUUUUCACCUUAAUACCAGAGACUUGCGGGGGGAAAAAAAAACAACUUAAAAAAAUGUCACCUGUUUUGCUGUGGUGGAAAUGAAUCCGACCAGUAACC
Molecule: messenger RNA, 991 nt
Organism: Phacochoerus africanus (Common warthog)
Lineage: Eukaryota; Metazoa; Chordata; Mammalia; Artiodactyla; Suidae
Product: protein CD300H-like
Exons: 4
Coding region: 16-789 (257 amino acids)
Cellular component (GO): plasma membrane
Molecular function (GO): transmembrane signaling receptor activity
Source: RefSeq, a predicted model, not a curated record